AUGAAAGAAACUGUUGAGGAGACGGGUGAGGACGUCUCCGAUAUAGAUGGCUUUCAGGAACUCUCUCCUGAGAAUCAGGAGAAGGUGCGAAAGGCUGUGGAGCAGGGGCAUGUGGAUGAUGAUGACUGGAAGGGGGAUGUGGAGAUGAACCGCCCCGGCAAGACAGGCUUCCGGAUGCGUGUGCCAAAGAAGAAGGCCAAGGCCGAUGAGGUAUUUACCUUCUUCUCACCCGAUGACCAAGUACAGCAAAUUGAUGACCCCCCGCAGGAAGAGGAAGUUUCCGAGGCAAGGGAGCAGCCCGCCAAGCCCAAGAAGCGCGGCCAAGCCAAACCUGCCAAAGACGCAGCUAAGAGCGGAUCCGAAGACGAAGCACCCAAGACCAAGCAACCCAAGAAAAGAGGUCGCGCCAAACAAGACGUCGUAGAUGAUGAUGAGUCCGCCAAGCAGCCUGCAAAAAAAGGCCGUGCUUCGAAGGAUACCACUGAGAAGAAGACCACCAAGACUUCCACUGCCUCUACUCCGGCUGCUAAAUCGAACGCUAAACGCCAGAAGAAGCCCGCCAAUGAAGACGGUGAGGCCGAGGCUAAACUUGUACCGGCUGAUGAAAAGCCUAAGAGGGGUCGUAAGAAGAAGUCUAUGUGA
Aspergillus tanneri is the source of this 642-nucleotide messenger RNA. RefSeq lists its product as uncharacterized. Gene Ontology annotation, molecular function: zinc ion binding; DNA binding. The coding region runs from base 1 to 642 and encodes 213 amino acids. The transcript has 2 exons. The record is from RefSeq and is a predicted model, not a curated record. NCBI's taxonomy places the organism in Eukaryota, Fungi, Ascomycota, Eurotiomycetes, Eurotiales, Aspergillaceae.